AUGGAAUUAGAUAACAAUGCUCACGAACAGCAGCAGUAUUAUCAACCGGAGGUACAGCAGGCUCAACACCAUCCACAGAGCACGCAAACAUCGAACCAAACAAAUGCUCCAAAAAAGUCGGCUAAGCAAAACAAUGCCCUUCCACUUUGGGGCAAUGAAACUUCGAUGAAUUUGAAUCCAUUGAUUCUAGCAAACAUUCAGGGAUCGAGUUAUUUCAAAGUGUCCUUGUUCAAACUGAAGACUUACCACGAAGUUGUAGACGAAAUAUACUAUCAAGUGAAACACUUGGAACCAUGGGAACGGGGUUCUCGGAAAACAGCCGGCCAGACAGGAAUGUGUGGAGGAGUUAGAGGUGUAGGAGCUGGUGGAAUAGUUUCAACGGCAUUUUGUUUACUUUAUAAACUUUACACUCUACGAUUAACUAGAAAACAAGUCAAUGGACUGCUUACACACGGCGAUUCUCCCUACAUACGAGCACUAGGCUUCAUGUAUUUAAGAUAUACCCAACCACCGGGCGAUCUGUUUGAUUGGUAUGAACCGUACCUGGUAGAUGAGGAGGAAAUCGAUGUAAAAGCUGGUGGCGGACAGACAAUGACCAUCGGUCAGAUGAUACGGCAGUGGUUGACAAAGCUUGACUGGUUCUCAACUCUAUUCCCACGGAUCCCGGUGCCGAUCCAAAAGCAAAUUGAUGCAAAACUUGAUCAAUAUGCAAAAGAAAAUGGUGUAUCAUUCGCUGAUACCCAGCCGGACCGUGGUGGCACAGUCGUGGGUGGAAAACAGCCGCGUGGCGGAACGUCAGGUCCGUCGAGCAAUGCAAGAGGAUCCGGACUAACGACAUUUACCGAAGAACGAGAACCGGUACGCUACGAUCGAGGUGUGACUGUACAGUCGUUUAAAGAGAAACCCGUUAAACGGGAUACGUUUGACCAUUGCGAUCGGGACGCAAGGUCUUCGCGUUACGAAAGGUAUGAUGACGAUAGACAUGAUCGUAAUCGGAAGGAUUAUCGUGGAAAGGAUUACGAUCGUGAAUGGGAUAGAGAUAGACAUAGGGAUCGCGAAAGGGACAAAGACAGGCACAGAGAAAGGGGUCACGAUCGCGAACGUGACCGUGAUAGAUCGAGGGAUCGUGACCGCGAUCGAAAAGAUAGACCACGUGAGCGUAGGUCAAGAAGCCGUGAACGCGAUUACCAACGUGAUCGACGACAUCGUUAGUAGGUUUUAAAGGAAAUUGGUUUUUGGUUUUUUUAUUU
Anopheles maculipalpis is the source of this 1250-nucleotide messenger RNA. Its product is annotated as pre-mRNA-splicing factor 38B-like. NCBI's taxonomy places the organism in Eukaryota, Metazoa, Arthropoda, Insecta, Diptera, Culicidae. The record is from RefSeq and is a predicted model, not a curated record. Bases 1 to 1212 code for a protein of 403 amino acids. The transcript has 6 exons. Gene Ontology annotation, cellular component: precatalytic spliceosome.